AACUUUGUUAGUCAUUCUCUUAUCUCUUGCCAUAGCUUUGUCUCUGCCGGGAACAAGGAUGAGAGCCAGGUGUUGUCAGGUGCUUCAACGUGUUUCUACGCGUUUGUCGGCUUCGACAUCCUCUCCACUACCGGUGAAGAGGCUCGUUCUGCUGCCCGGUCUAUUCCGAUCGCAACCGGCCUCACCUUGGCUGUCUCCUGCCUCCUCUACUUGGGCGUCUCUACGGUGCUCACUCUGAUCGCCCCCUUUGGUAGUCUGACCUCGAGUACACCUAUUGCCGAGGCCUUCGACAAAAUCGGUCUCGUCUGGGUCAAAUGGGUGAUUGGUCUUGGUGGAGUGUUUGGUCUGUCGGCCAGCCUUCUGGGCAGCCUGUUUCCGCUACCUCGAAUACUCUUCGCAAUGGCUAAGGAUGGCCUUGUAUUCGCUGUCAGGCAUCGUCUGAGCGAAGAAGCUGGCUAUAACAGAAUUCAUCAAGAAAUGUGGAAUUUCAUCAGACAAUGGUUGCCCGCCGUGACCCUACCUGCCUCACCAGAAGAGAUGAUCCUCAUCACGGAUGGAUCGGAGUUAGGCGAACGAUGA
Protopolystoma xenopodis is the source of this 579-nucleotide messenger RNA. NCBI's taxonomy places the organism in Eukaryota, Metazoa, Platyhelminthes, Monogenea, Polystomatidea, Polystomatidae. The record is from the annotation of a GenBank genome assembly.